Messenger RNA from Mya arenaria, 2166 nucleotides. RefSeq names its product mesotocin receptor-like. Gene Ontology annotation, biological process: G protein-coupled receptor signaling pathway. The coding region runs from base 181 to 1386 and encodes 401 amino acids. The transcript has 3 exons. Gene Ontology annotation, molecular function: vasopressin receptor activity; peptide binding. Gene Ontology annotation, cellular component: membrane. Lineage: Eukaryota; Metazoa; Mollusca; Bivalvia; Myida; Myidae. The record is from RefSeq and is a predicted model, not a curated record.
CUAGAAAGACUCGUGCAUUUUGCGGCUCUUGUGUUGCUGUUAUAGAAGUGCGAUGAAAGUUAUUGGGAAUGACGUGCAAAUUUGACUCCUGUAUUUGUGUUGUCUGAGCCGAGGGAGGACAUUGAAAAAUUGAAACACUUUGUGGCUUCUAUAACCAAGCAGUAAGAUGACAUCACCUCAAUGACGAAUAUGAGUAUCGAACACUACACGGGAAUGGAGGGAAACUUUACAAACCUCAAUUUGACGGAAGGACAACUUCCUAAUUCUGUAACUACAUCAGCUGAAAAACCAAACCGAUGUGGGACAGUUCAUGAUAUAGAGUUAGACAAACCUUUAAGACUAGUCAUCCUUUACAGCAUUAUUAUUGUCGGACUGAUAGGUGCAGGACUAGUGCUUCUUUAUUUGUUCUGUAAUCGCAAAGUGUCGCCGCGCUUCAAUCGUCUGUCAAGGGUGAACGCCUUUAUAUUGAACCUAACAUUUGCUGACGCCCUUGUGAUCCUAUUGGCAGUUCUUCCUCAAUUGAUCUGGGAGUAUAAUGACCGGACCUGGUACGCGGGCCCGGUCAUGUGUCGAGUUGUGAAGUACCUACAAGGUUUCUCAAUGGUGGCAAGUAACUACAUUCUGAUUGUGAUAGCCAUCGACAGGCAUCAAGCAAUCAGAGCUCCAUUAAAAGAAUCCUGGCCGGUGUGGAAAAUGGCCGGUCUAGGUUGGCUCAUGGCAGCGCUAUGUGCCGCUCCCAUGCUCGGAGUUUUCCAUUUAAAUGAGGUGGACGGACAGACCCGUUGUGAAAACAUCUUCCGUACCAAACCAGAAUGGCACAGGGGACUUUGGAUUAUCUACAUUGAACUAUCAGUGUUUAUUGUUCCGUUUGUUCUCAUAUGUGUGUGUUAUAUCCGUAUAUUUCUCAAGGUGGCACAAAAGGCGAACGAAAAUACAAAUAAAAGAACCAUGAGGUUUAAAACUCAAACAGGAAAAGUUUACCUACAGAGCACACAAUCUACAUCUCUCCCUCGUGCAAAAAUAAAGACGUUGAAAUUAACUUUUGCUAUUAUAUUAGCAUUUACAAUUUGUAGCACGCCUAACUUCAUCAUGGAACUAAUCAUGUCUUUCGGAGAUCAUUGCUUGAUAUCACGAAAGCUUUACGGAUUUUUCGGAGGAAUGGCACCAAGCAAUUCGGCAGUGAACCCGUUCAUAUUCCUGAGUUUUAAUGUGACAAUUAAAUGGAUAAAGGAGGUGAAAGAGAGGCUUGUAACAGCCAGGAGGAGAAAGCCAUACCGCUUUGUUUACUCGGCUAACUCGAGCAUGGAUUCCCACCCGUCUAUUAAGCAUUUUGGUACCGGAGAUACUGCUAAUGCUUCAACAAGACACACCUUUUUAAAUGCUUGAAUCCAGUUUUAAAAAAAACGUACACAUAUACAUGUAAUUGUUUAGUUGUAUUGUGUAAACAAAUGGCCGAAUGACAGUAUUAGAGUGACGUUGAACUUACUUUACUACACCAAAGCGACUCUUCAGAUUAACAACAAAGAUGAAUUCGUAGACGAGGCGUAUUUUGUUAUUGUUGUUUUGUAAUAUUUUAACGUGCGUUCGUCUAUCCAAUUAAGGCGAAUAGUUAUUAUCCAAUGCGUUUUUCGAAACAAACCUGCUUUUGAAGUAGACUCGCACUUUAAAAUGGUUAAGCAUCCAUCACCUUAUCGCUGAAUACAAAUGACAAAGCCCUUGGAUAUUUAUUCACAUUAACAUCGGAAGGGCCCUCUUUCGUAUAUGUAUGUAUAACACCAUUCUGUAUUGCUAAGUUCAUUAAUGCAUACCUUAACGCUUAUGUACCAAAGUAAAUAUUAAAGCAAUAAUCUGAUUCGGAAUUAAGUUUAAAAUUGAUGAAAAUUAUUUAAUCAAUGUUUAGAAUUGAUAACAAUUUAACCCCAUUCGUAUCAGUACGAAUAAAAGAAUUCGACAAACGGUGUCGUCGAUAUAGUUGAACAGUUAUAUUGUUCGAACAUGUUUGUGAGUAUACAUUUAUUUCUGAAUAAAAUUGUUUCUUCAACAUUUAAUUCUGCAUGUACAUGUAUGUUGUGAAAUAAAUUGAUUUCUAUAUAUUGCUGAUUAUUUAAGUUAGUGUUUGCCUGCAAAAGUUCUUUCCAGAAACUUUUAUUGAUUGCAUGUAUCGUG